This is a messenger RNA of Aspergillus bombycis, 1341 nucleotides long. Its product is annotated as Zn(II)2Cys6 transcription factor. Lineage: Eukaryota; Fungi; Ascomycota; Eurotiomycetes; Eurotiales; Aspergillaceae. Gene Ontology annotation, molecular function: DNA-binding transcription factor activity, RNA polymerase II-specific; zinc ion binding. Gene Ontology annotation, biological process: regulation of DNA-templated transcription. The record is from RefSeq and is a predicted model, not a curated record. The annotation marks the transcript as partial. The transcript is spliced from 2 exons.
UGCGACGAAGCAAAGCCAACCUGCCAGAGAUGCACCACGGCAGGCCGUCCAUGUAGCUACACGGCCAUCCCAAAAGGAAAAGCAUCGUCUACGCUACGGAUGGUGGUCUACCGCGCACCGGGAUCUCGAUCGUCUUUUCUGACAUCCGAGGAGGAAAGACAAUCAUUUGACUUCUUCCUCCAUCAAACGAGGUAUCGCUUUCCAGCUGGCUUCUCAGAUUCGGUAUUACAGGCUGCACAUAGUGAGGAAGCACUUGCGCGCGCCAUUAUCUCGUUUGGGGCCCUGCAGCAGGUCUAUGAGUAUAACGAUGACCCUUUUCUUGUCAGUCCGCUGGGUCAGUUGGCUAUGCAGGAGUAUGGGCGGGCAUUAAGGUAUGUGAGGAUUCGGCUUGGAAAUGGCGGGAGGGAUCUGGGGCUGGUUUGUUGUUUGCUUUUUGCUUGCUUCGAGUGUAUGAGGGGCUGUCCAAGGGCGGCGGUUGUUCAUAUUAAAUCUGGAUUGGAUAUACUGGGGCGGUGUGUAGAGGAGUUGGCGUGGAAUGUUGUAUCGCGAGAAACGAUGGUAUCCCUGUUUACGAGGUUGGAUAAUCAGUUGCUCGGGCUAUUGGGUACGUCGUUGCCUCGGACGCUGAAUCGGGAUGGCGAGCAAGGUUCGUCUAUCUUGGCGCGGAUUGAUAUCGGAUCUAAUGGUGGCAAUGUGGAGCGUUCCUUGGAUGGUGUGCUGAAUUCUAUUUUCCAUGAUCGGCUGAAUAUGGCGCUAAUCAUGGAGAAUCCUUCGACCUUUGUCCUUCCACUUGAUCAGGGACGGACGUUGAGGUAUUUGAAGGAGUGGUAUGAGAGGUUUGUGAAAGCAAUGCCCUCGCCAGGGCUAUCUGGUCAACCCGAAACAUCAUAUAUACACGAUGAGGAUCCGAACCUUAUGCGCAUUUGGUAUAUCAUUGGGAAGAUGUAUGUUGCUGUGCCUCCAGAUGGUCCAGAGUGUGUAUGGGAUCAGUUUCGGGCGGAAUUUAAGACGAUUAUUUCACUUGCGGAAGACUAUCUAUUACGCAUGAGGAAGUCUUCACAGAAGCGGACGUUUUCUUUUGAUCUCGGUAUCGUCUCGCCGUUGUAUAUUGUGGGAGUGCGGUGUAGGCACAUAAAUACUCGUCGUCGAGCGAUCUGGCUACUAGAAACCUGUGAGCGACGGGAGAUACUGUGGGAUUCUACGAUUACUGGAAUGACUGCUAGGCGGGUCAUGGAGUUUGAGGAGUCUUCGGGCAUUGGGGCGGAGCUGUUGGGACAGAGAGUUAGAACUGUGACCGCUGUUUUGGACGAUGAUAAGGGGGUCAGUGUGGAGCUUGAAUAA